AUGUCUCCUCAGUCCAUCCUCCGCGCCAGCCCGCGCAUGGCCAACAUCAUGGGCCGCCGCAUGUUCCACGCCACCCGCCCUCGCAUGAGCUCGCCUUACCACUACCCCGAGGGUCCCUACUCCAACUUGCCCUUCAACACCAAGACCAAGUACUUCGCCGUCCGCUACUGGCUGUACAUGAUCACCGGCUUCUUCGCCCCCUUCGGCAUUGCCGUCUGGCAAACCUACAAGCCCAAGGCAUAA
This is a messenger RNA of Pestalotiopsis fici W106-1, 243 nucleotides long. RefSeq lists its product as uncharacterized. The coding region runs from base 1 to 243 and encodes 80 amino acids. The record is from RefSeq and is a predicted model, not a curated record. The transcript has 2 exons. Lineage: Eukaryota; Fungi; Ascomycota; Sordariomycetes; Amphisphaeriales; Sporocadaceae. Gene Ontology annotation, biological process: mitochondrial electron transport, cytochrome c to oxygen.